Fundulus heteroclitus (mummichog) is the source of this 594-nucleotide messenger RNA. RefSeq names its product tyrosine--tRNA ligase, cytoplasmic-like. Gene Ontology annotation, biological process: tRNA aminoacylation for protein translation. Gene Ontology annotation, molecular function: ATP binding; tRNA binding; tyrosine-tRNA ligase activity. NCBI's taxonomy places the organism in Eukaryota, Metazoa, Chordata, Actinopteri, Cyprinodontiformes, Fundulidae. The record is from RefSeq and is a predicted model, not a curated record.
AUGCAAAGACUCCAGCGAAACGACUCUAAGAUCGACCUGCUGGACUCCAAAGAGGACGUGAAGAAGAAGCUGAAGAAGGCUUUCUGUGAGCCGGGCAACAUCCAGAACAACGGCGUCCUCUCUUUCGUCAAACACGUCCUCUUUCCUCUGCGAGGAGAGUUCAGCAUCAAGCGGGACCCCAAGUGGGGCGGAGACAAAGUGUAUACGGGGUUUGAGGAAGUGGAGAAGGAUUUCGCCGAAGAGCUGAUCCAUCCCGGAGACCUGAAGGCCUCAGUGGAAGUGGCCCUGAACCAGCUCCUGGAUCCCAUCAGAAAGAAGUUCCAGUCUCCGGAGCUGCGCAAACACAACUCGGCGUAUCCCGAUCCGUCGAAGACAAAAGAAGCAGGGAAAGGUGCUAAAACAGCAGGAGGUGGAGGGGGAGGAGAAGACGAUGAGCUGGUGCCCUCCAGGCUGGACAUCAGGGUGGGCAAGAUCAUCAGCGUGGAGAAGCAUCCCGACGCCGACUCGCUGUUCCUGGAGAAGAUCCGACGUGGCGAGCCAGAGAACGACGAGGAUUCGGAGUCAGACUCGACGGAGGUCACCAACAUGAUCUAG